UUCUUAAGAGUAAUAGAAUUCCUUGAGCAUUUACUCAAACACUUUGUGUGCAUUCUUUCUUUGUUUUUUUUUGUUGUUCUUUUGUAGCUUCUUUUGGCACAAUCGCUUCCGCUAUACAAAUUGGUGCCUUGGAGGAGUUCUAAGGAAUCCUCACUUUUGGGUGUAAAGGCUGACUCAGGCGAGUUUGGAGUAAACGGAUCGCCUAAGGCCGCAUGAUUUGCGAGACGAAAGGUCUAGCCCCGUGACAUUAGUUUAUGCAUACUCUCGAGAUAUUUCUCCAGCGACUCAGGAUCUAAUAACUCAGUGCUUCCUGAGGCAACCAAGUUGACUCGGAUGCCAGUUCUGGUGGAGGGAUGUGACUAUGAACGCUGGUUCAUAGUUAUGGAAGCUCUCAAGAGAUACCCACUUCGAGAUGAGAUCGUUGGCACCUACAUUAAAACCCUAGCAAUGGCUUUGGGAAUUGAGGAGGAUGCCAAGAAGUCUAUAUACUCAGUUUCCACCAAGUAUUAUUAUGCAUUUGGUUGCAAAGUACCAGAAGAUUUGGUUUUUAAGAUUAAAACUCUACCUAAUGUGAAAUGGGUUUUACCAGAUUCUUAUUCGGGGGACCCUGGUGAUAAUAGCUAUGAAGGAGAACAAUUCAUUGAUGGGAAGGUUGUUCCGUAUGAUGACAAGUAUCACUCUGACUGGAUCCAGGCUCGAAAUGAUGAUAGAAGUAAAGGAACAACUCAUCCAAGAAAAGCAAGUCAAAAAUAAAAGAAACAGUAGUAUUAUUGCGAGCAUGCUACUGAUCUUCAGCUUUGUCUUAUAUGAAUUUUUCGAAUUUGCCCAAUAUUUCCCAUGUUUUAGGAGGAAUGAAAGAAACGAAGCAAAUGCACCAAAAUCAGAUGUUGGUUUGGACUAUCCUAUCAAUCGAGCCUCAGAUAUUUGUUUUACUCUUUCGCUGUAUGGUUUAGUGCUUUGGGGUGGAAUUCAUGGUCGAAAUGAAUUUUUACACUGCUGUUCAAAGCUUGGUAACAUUGGCUCAUAAUGCGAGGUUGAUAAACUACAACCAAAAGGACCAGAUGGUUAAAUAACCAGCCAUUGGCCUAAUACUGGUGUUUGCUUAGAGUAAGAGAAGAGGUGACCAGGCUGGCUUUGGUUUAUGCUACAAAUAUUCAAGAAUCCGGUAAGGUUGCUUGGUGUAUUUAUACAUUUCGAAAUCGGAAAGAUGUUCAGUUGCUUUUGAUCUAAAGAGAAACCCUUAAGGUAAGGGUGCUUUGUGUUCUCUUUGUACGAUUGUAAGCAGAGAGAACUCAACUUUUCUGGCUACUAUGAAUUAUUUGAUAGAUGAUCGAAAAAUUUUUGUUAUUAAGAUCCUUGGUUGAUUUCUUCUUUUUCUAAUGCAUUCAUUCUCAAUACUUGCUCACUGUAUCUGAUGAUAUGAUAGUAGAUGAUUAAAUGCUAAAAAUAUAUAUUUCAUGUAAUUUAAUUGGUCAAUUUAUAAGAAUGCACCACUAAUUUUUCCAUUUUAUAUUGAAUUUUAUACAGGGGUACAAUUUGGGGUCAAAAGAGAAAAAGAAGAAGCAAUUGGACUAAAUUGAAGAAAGGAGCAAAGAAGGCGGGCCAAAGCAGAAUUUUUCCUAGAUGUAAUUAGCUGAAAUUUUAUGUUGACUUAAUGGGAGAUUAUGUAGGAUUUUUAUAUCAUAGAAUAUUUUAUUUUCUUAA
Molecule: messenger RNA, 1704 nt
Organism: Gossypium raimondii (Peruvian cotton)
Lineage: Eukaryota; Viridiplantae; Streptophyta; Magnoliopsida; Malvales; Malvaceae
Product: multiple organellar RNA editing factor 7, mitochondrial
Exons: 4
Coding region: 334-753 (139 amino acids)
Biological process (GO): mitochondrial mRNA modification; cytidine to uridine editing
Cellular component (GO): mitochondrion
Source: RefSeq, a predicted model, not a curated record